AUGACUUGCUUGCAGCGGCCAAAACAAAGUGCAAAAAUUUUUCCAUUCUUGUUUCCAAUUCGGGGGCUCUCCAGCUCCUUUUACACACAGUUUCAUGAGGAGUACGGAAUAAAUAUUGAACAGUAUCAAGUGGAUGAACAACUUGGAGAAUUAUCGGUGAGCAGCACCAAGACGAAGAAACUUGUUCGAUCACCACUGAAUUUGUUAAAGAAUUCAGAUUUGGGAAGCCUAGAUGUCAAUUUCAACACUGAAGGGCCUACCGGUUUGAAAAAGUUCAAAGAACAGGGAACAUCUGCUGUUGAUAUCGUCGAAGGAACUACUGCCUUUGAAGGCACCAAUUCGUGCAGGGAUAGUGUUUCAUGGGAAAUAUCUGUGUUCAAAAGUCCUACUGGUUCCAAGGUUGUGGAAAGUUUCGAUCAGUCCGCCAUCGAUGUAGAUACGGAACAUGACGAAAGUGGCACUACUUAUAAUGGGACGAAUGCUUCUUAUCAAAUUGACGUUCUCAAGCCUGCUAUUGAAACCAGCUUUGAUAAUAUUAUAGGUGCUCCUGACACCACCAAACCUGACAAAAAAAUUAUUGCUGAUGAAAAUGUUGUUGGAGCUACUUCUGAAGGUGUUAAGCGCGUGUCUGAGAAAAGCUCAGAUGUUCAGACUGAGGAGGAAAAAUUGUUUCAAAAGUUUGAAGAAGGUGAACAACUGCAAUCUGAAGUUAGUAGGGAGGAGAUUUUGGAAAACAUUGUUUCUGAUGGGUCUGCAAUUUCUUCUUCAUUUGAAGCCGUUGAAGUACCCACUUCAUCUUCCCAAAAACCAACAAAUUCAAAUCUUGCAAUAAAUGAGGAGAACGCUAAUAUUUUAGAAGCUGAAAAGGCUGUCGUUUUGCAGACAAAUGAAAUCCAUCCAGACAUUGUACUGGGGGAGGGCAUGCAAAUAGGAGAUUUUAAUGGUUCUGAUUUGCAUAAACAAGUAACUUUUUCUGCGAAAGAAGAUUCGAUCUCUGAAAGAAAUGCUGAAGCUUCAAAAUCUGUGCAAAGAGGUUCUAAAGCUCUAAAUUAUGACGAAGAAAUUGACGAUACAAGCAGCAAUAAGGCAUUUGACAAAGAACUCACACAUCUGUUGAGAUCUGACAGACAGGGCAUCAUUUUUGAGGAACGACUUCUUUCGGCUAGUCUAGAACUGGAUGUUGAAACGACUUCUGAAAAGAUAUUAGAGAAAUCAGAGGCAGAGAGGUUUUUAAAAUCCCCAUCUUUGCACGAUCACGAUUCUUCGGAGUCGUUAGGGAAAAGUGCAGGGACAAGCAUUUUGAGAAUUUCAAAUUUGGAUGAACAUGUUGAUGAUUUUUAUCCAUAUGCUGAAGAAAAACAGGAAGCACCGCAACGAAAGUCUUCUGCUAAUAAAGCAGAGUUGAAUCGGCCAGAUUCCCGACCUCCUUCAAGACGGAGUGACAAAAGUCAACCGUCAAGGCCGUCGUCAAGAAAGACGGACAGACCAAGCUACGGCAAACCUGAAACUCCGCCUAUGUUGCCCGUUUUAUCCCCAUUUAGUCGCCAUAAAAGGAAAAAUUUGGAAACUUCACCAGCAAUGCUUGAACUUUUCGGCGUUCAUGUCACACCAGAAACCUCAAAGUCAGAUUCAUAUUUACAAAAAAGAGGGAAAGAUAGUAAUAACACAUCCACACCACUUAGACCUGCUGAUUUCAUGAAAAGGGCUGCCGACAUUGUUGAUCCCAAUGCUAUUCAAACAUCUGAAGUAGAAGGCAGGGUAGAUGGAGAUUGGAGAAGGACAAAGCGGGGUAAAAAACAUAAAAAUUUAUUUGAACGUACAGAAUUCAAUGAACCAGGCCCAGAAUAUGCAACAGAAGGUGACUCUUCAUUUGGCCAACCGUAUAAUUCCGACAGCCAAAAAGCAUUAUCGAUGGUUGGUGGAAGUUCUCUGUAUGAACCCGAACAAAAAAUGAGUCAGAAAAAGUUGUCAUUGCAAACCGAUAGCAACGAUAGUUAUGGUAUCGGGUUCGGCAAUGGAGGAAGGCGAAAAGUGUUGGAAGAGCGUAGGACAUCGGAACCUGGCCCUGAAUAUUACAGUCAUAUGGAUGACAGUGAUAUA
This is a messenger RNA of Enterobius vermicularis (human pinworm), 2100 nucleotides long. The record is from the annotation of a GenBank genome assembly. NCBI's taxonomy places the organism in Eukaryota, Metazoa, Nematoda, Chromadorea, Rhabditida, Oxyuridae.